Molecule: messenger RNA, 546 nt
Organism: Drosophila albomicans
Lineage: Eukaryota; Metazoa; Arthropoda; Insecta; Diptera; Drosophilidae
Gene: Dad1
Product: dolichyl-diphosphooligosaccharide--protein glycosyltransferase subunit DAD1
Exons: 1
Coding region: 118-456 (112 amino acids)
Biological process (GO): protein N-linked glycosylation
Cellular component (GO): membrane; oligosaccharyltransferase complex
Source: RefSeq, a predicted model, not a curated record
CAGCACUGUGUUGACCACCCCAUAUGUAUUUUGUGUGUGACGUGUCUGCGCUUCGAUAAAUAAUAAUAAUUAAAUUUACCUCGAAAUAAGCAAAAUACAAAUCAAAAAACAGUAAAAAUGGUUGAAAUCGGUGGCGUCGUCUCCAAGUUCUACAACGAUUAUGUGCAGAACACACCGAAGAAGCUCAAAAUGGUGGAUAUCUACUUGGGCUACAUUCUGCUGACCGGCAUCAUACAAUUUGUUUACUGCUGCCUAGUGGGCACAUUUCCCUUCAACUCAUUCCUCUCGGGUUUCAUCAGCACUGUGAGCUGUUUUGUGCUCGCCGUUUGUCUGCGUCUCCAGGCAAAUCCACAGAACAAAUCUGUUUUUGCCGGCAUCUCACCGGAACGUGGAUUCGCUGACUUUAUCUUCGCACAUGUAAUUUUACACUUGGUCGUGAUGAACUUCAUUGGCUAAGGAGCAAUUUCAAGACAUUUUCAUACUUGCUAAAUGAUUAUGAUAAAAUGUAUAAUUUAAAGAAAAAUAAAUAUGUAUGUACUAUUUAAA